CAUCAUGCACUGGACUAUGGCCGUGUGAAAGCGAAGCAACAACAAUCAGCUGUCAACAGUGGAAAAGCAACGGACGACCAAAAAAUUUUCCAAUCAUGAAGAUGGCUGACGGUUCCACGAUACUCCGCAGAAACAGACCCGGAACCAGUGCUAAGGAUUUUUCAAAUUGGCCCGAUGAACCGUUCGAAGAAAUGGACAGCACUCUUGCAGUGCAGCAGUACAUUCAGCAGAUGAUCAAGAAGGAUCCCUCCAACGUGGAGCAAAUCUUGACGAUGCCCGAUGGGCAAGAUGAGGGCGUAUGGAAGUAUGAACAUCUAAGACAGUUCUGUAUGGAAUUGAACGGUUUGGCAGUGCGGCUACAAACGCAAUGCUUCCCUGCCACUUGCACACAGAUGACGGCGACCGAGCAGUGGAUCUUCCUGUGCGCGGCGCACAAAUCACCAAAAGAGUGUCCUGCAAUUGACUAUACUCGUCACACGCUGGAUGGGGCCGCUUGCCUUCUCAAUAGCAAUAAAUAUUUCCCAAGCAGGGUAUCAAUCAAGGAAUCGUCAGUGGCCAAGCUCGGUUCCGUUUGUCGGCGGGUGUACAGAAUUUUCUCGCAUGCCUAUUUUCACCAUCGGCGAAUAUUUAACGAAUUCGAAGAGGAAACGUAUCUCUGCUUGCGGUUUACACACUUUGGAACGAAGUAUUCUUUGGUGUCUAAAGAUAAUCUGAUUGUUCCCAUCCCGGAGGGAGAGCACACGCCCGGCGAAAGCGAAGCUUAAACGGUUACAGCUAGACAUGGAAAAUAUAACGGCUUUUAUGCUUUUUAUUGCAGUUUGCGUGUUUCGACACAGUGUUACUCAUUUUAUUUGUGUAACAAACAUAUUUUCUCCAUUUUUAUGUUUAUUAGUUGUAUACAGUAUCUACGAGAUUUGUUCUCCACAGUGCUUAAAGCCAAAAUUUCUUGAUCUUUCAAUGAUGCUGUGGACACAGAAAAAAAACUUGCCCUGCAAGUUUAUAAUCAAAGGUAAACACAUUUGUAUUAUUCGAAUCAUUGAAACAACAGAAGAUAUAAAUGUAUUGGAUGAAACGUCAUUAGAAAGUUGUAUAAUCACUCGAUAGAAACGUAUAAAAUUAAAAGUAUUUCAAGAUUAAACGAUUUAAUUUAUGUAAAAGUAUGUAGACUACAAGUGGAAAACAAUAUAAACUAUCUUUUAAGACGCGCACCGAUCUUCACAUGGCAGAGGAAAAACGUUGGAUAUAUAAUUUAGAAUAAAAAUGCGAUAGAACAUCUAACCUCUAUCUAAUGCAUGUACACCUUGUUCCUUGCAUGUACUUCAAGAAAUCAAUGAUCGGAAAGUGUAUAUCACGUAUAACCAAUCAUUUUAUAAAUAAAAUGCGAGAGAAAAGUGCAAGCAUUGCCAAACCUCAAACGGCAAAGUUAAUAUCUAACCGUUGAAUUCGAACAUGUGUCCGUUCUAUAUGCUACUCAAGUUAUUGAAACGAUGACAUGUUUUGAAUAAAAUUCGCGCGGCUCGCGAAAAAAGAGAAUAUUAAAAAUACAUAAUUAACAACCACAAAAAUGUAUUGUCACUAUCGUCAGCUAACCAAUGAUGACAGAGAUAUGAAGAAUCUAGAAGGAAAACACUUGAGGUUAAAAAUGUUUACACCGAUAAGGAGAGAUUAUGUGAAUCAUUAAUAAUAUGAAAAUUUAUACAAGGA
This is a messenger RNA of Armigeres subalbatus, 1704 nucleotides long. It is a transcript of the gene Mob4, whose product is annotated as MOB kinase activator-like 4. Gene Ontology annotation, cellular component: cytoplasm. The record is from RefSeq and is a predicted model, not a curated record. The transcript is spliced from 4 exons. The coding region runs from base 96 to 764 and encodes 222 amino acids. NCBI's taxonomy places the organism in Eukaryota, Metazoa, Arthropoda, Insecta, Diptera, Culicidae.